Messenger RNA from Chrysoperla carnea, 1592 nucleotides. It is a transcript of the gene Fip1, whose product is annotated as pre-mRNA 3'-end-processing factor FIP1. The record is from RefSeq and is a predicted model, not a curated record. The transcript is spliced from 5 exons. Bases 66 to 1541 code for a protein of 491 amino acids. Gene Ontology annotation, cellular component: mRNA cleavage and polyadenylation specificity factor complex. NCBI's taxonomy places the organism in Eukaryota, Metazoa, Arthropoda, Insecta, Neuroptera, Chrysopidae. Gene Ontology annotation, molecular function: RNA binding.
AUCGUUCAAAAAUGACGCUUUACUAAGUACAAGUACAUUAUCGACAUUUGAAUCCACGGAGAGAAAUGGCUGAAGAUUCCGGUAACGAAGACAAUUGGUUGUAUGGAGAUUCAAAUGCAGAACCAACCGAAGAAAAUACACCUGGUAUUGAAGACACCCAAGAACCGCAAGGUCAAGAAGAAGAAGAAGAACCACCACCAGAAAAUACUGAACCACCGGAACAUGAAGAAAAUAUUCUACCAGAAGUAAAUGAGGGUACUGAGGAUAAUCCUCCUCCAGCUGAUACAAACGGUGAACAAGAAAAUGACGCUGAAGAUAAAUUAGAUUCAGAGGACGAUGAUAGUGAUGACGAUAUUAAUGUUGUUAUUGGGGAUAUCAAAACUAGUCCUGCAUAUCCUAGUUUAAAUAUCAAACGGGGUAAUUUAAUUCAAGCGACCUCAGGGGGUGAUAAAUCAAAAUCACAACCUGGAAAGUUUUCAAUCGAUGAAUUUGAAAGUGUUGGAGCUAUCAACGGUGUACCCGCUCAAGAAUUUAAUUUAGAUUCAUUAGAGGAUAAACCAUGGCGAAAACCUGGUGCGGAUAUAACCGAUUACUUUAAUUAUGGAUUUAACGAAGAUACAUGGAGAGCGUAUUGUGAGCGACAAAAAAGAAUGCGAGUACAUGAAUCUGGAGCUGGUUUGUUACCAAUGAAUCCAGGUGGCUUAAUAAGAUCUGCAACAAGUAUUACAAAUGAUAAUAGUAAAUAUUCCGGUAAUUAUACCGGUCCACGGAAAGCUGGACCACCACCAGGUCGUAGAAUGAUGGGAUCAAUCGAUGUCAUUGGUGGUAAUUCUGGGCUUGCAAGUCGACGUGUUAUUGAAACAGUUAAAACUGUAUCGCCUAAAGUAAAUGUCAUACAAGUUAUGACUGCUGAUCGAAGAGAAUAUAAUCGAAAACCCGCACAGUUUCCAGAUGUUUCGGUACCUCCUCCCGGUGGUAAUAAUUUCGAUCCAUCAUUCAAUAACUAUCCCGGUGACUUUUAUUCAGGGGAAGCUGAUCCGUAUUAUCAAAGCUAUGAGCCCACACAAGAACAACAAUGGGGUAAUGAUCCAACAUGGACACCAAAUGAUAUUAAACAGUUGACACCAGGCCCAUCUAUGUUAACACCAGUGAAUACGAUCAAUAAUCAAGGAAUGAUUCCACCAGGACCCAUGAACAUGAAUAUGGGUCCAACACCAACCAUGGUACCACCACCUAGAAUGUCUGGUCCUUCACAGCAUGAACAGGGCAAUUCAGAAUCACCGCUAGUUGAAUCACACUCACAAGAUAGUUUUAAAAGAGAACGAGAAAGUAAAGAAAGAUCCCCAAUACGAGAACGUGAUCGUGAUCGAGAGAGUCGAUCACGUUUUGAAAAAAAUGAUAGACAUAGAGAAAGAUCACAUAGACGUGAACGAUCACGAAGUCGAUCAAGGCGACAUAAAAGUAGAUCACGUUCGCCUUCACAUCGAUCUCAACACAAGAAGAAGAAGUCUAAACGUCAUGACAAAAGUGAUAGUGAUUAAAGGGAGAUUUAAGUGAUUUUUUUCUUUUUUUUUAUGCUUAAGGUUUCUUUU